Molecule: messenger RNA, 447 nt
Organism: Aspergillus luchuensis
Lineage: Eukaryota; Fungi; Ascomycota; Eurotiomycetes; Eurotiales; Aspergillaceae
Exons: 3
Coding region: 1-447 (148 amino acids)
Source: RefSeq, a predicted model, not a curated record
AUGAGCUACACAAUCACCACCCCCCCACCCACCCUCCUCCCCCCCACCAGCGCCGCCAUGAUCUCCUUCCUGGAGAACUUCUACCGCAUCAGCGACACCGAAUCCUUGCACAACGAAUACGUGACGAAUUUCACCGAAGAUGCGACGCUCAUUAUGGGCUCGAAGGUUGCGAAGGGGUUGGAUGAAAUCCUCACCCUCCGCCACGGCCUCUGGACCCACGUCGCGCGCCGCAAACACACCCCCGAGCGGGUGUAUUUCGGCGCGGAGCGAGAACUCAUGCUGUAUGGGACGGUGAAGUAUGUGCUGAGGAAGGAUGUGGAGGCUGGAAAGCCUGAUGAGGAGAUUGAGGUGCCUUGGGCGGGGAGGGUCGUGUUUGAUGAGAAGGUCGAGAAAAUGCGGUUUUAUCAGGUUUAUUUGGAUCCGACGGCGCAGGGUGGGAAGAAAUAA